AUGCGGCGUUGGACCACUUCAAGGAGUUCACCCUCAGGUGAACGCCUCUUCCACCUGAGGCAGGGGACAAGGAGCGCCCAGGAGUUCGCCCUGGAAUUUCGGACCCUGGCCGCCGGAGAGGGAUGGAACGACAGGGCCCUUAUGGACCGCUGCAGCCUGCGCGAGGAUGUCCGUCGGGAGUUGGCCUGCAGGGAUACCACCUUCACUUUCGACCAGCUGGUGGACCUGUCCAUUCGGUUGGACAACCUGCUGGUCACCUGCGGACAUCCAGAAAGGGGUCUGUCGGUUCCCUCUCCCAACACCACCGCUCUGGUGCCUAUGGAGCUGGGAGUUGCUGCGCUCAGGGAGGACGGAGGAGGGGCCUUCACGUGCACCAUCUGUGGCCGCAGAGGUCACACUGCCGGUCGGUGCCAGGUUGGUUCAUCUGGGGGUCGAGGCAGCAGGCUGGGCACUCUGGCCUGCACCACUCUCAUCCAGAGCCCUCUGUUGAGAACGACCAAGGUCAUGUUUGAUUGGCCCAACAUCACAGUGCCCAGCUCUUCAGAGCAGGGCCUGAAACCAGGAGAUGGGGAUCUGCAGAGGUCUACAUGUGUCCUGGGCUUCUUCCCUGUCAUCUAUUAUAGCUCCCUCCUCUGUGUGGGAGUACCAGUAAACAUACUGACUGCAGUGGCUCUAUCCCGGCUGGCAGCCCGUACUAAGAAGGCUAUGCAUGUGUACCUGCUGGCUCUGACAGGCUCUGACAUCCUCUCCCAGCUCUUCAUUAUCUUCGUGGGCUUUCUGCUAGAAACAGCUGUGUUCCACCGUGAAGUCCCCACCCUCCUCCUGCGCUCGGUUAGCAUGGCAGAGUUUGCUGCCAACCACGCCUCUAUCUGGGCCACCGUACCCCUAACCGUGGACCGCUACGUGGCACUGUGCCAUCCGCUCCUCCACCGUCAGAUCAGCUACCCGGCACGAGCGUGGCGGAUUAUCACCAUCGUCUUUUCCCUGGCGCUGUUGUCAGGCAUACCAUUCUUCUGGUGGUCUGACAUGUGGCGCGUUGCCCACCCGCCCACCUCCCUGGACUCUGCCCUCAUAUGGACACACGUGAUGAUAAUCUACUUCCUGCCGUGUAGCAUCUUCCUGGUUCUGAACUUGCUGAUCAUUCACCGGCUGCAGGCGCGGCAGAGACAGGUCCCGUGCCAGGAGGAGCGUGGUGGUAGCGGGGCCCGGUUGGCUCCCCAGCGGCGCCUGGGUAAGAGCACUGCCAUGCUGCUCGCCAUUACCUCCGCGUUCGCCAUCCUUUGGGCCCCCAGGACUAUAGUGGUCAUCUAUCAUCUAUACGUGUCCUCGGUCCACAAGGACUGGCGGGUCCACCUUGCCUAUGACCUGUCUAACAUGCUGGCCAUGCUCAACACUGCAGUUAACUUCUUCCUCUACUGUUUCGUCAGUAAGCCAUUCAGAGCGUCCGUGAGGGAUGUUCUGUUGCUCAGGGGGGGUCCGUUGUACCACCGAAGGAUAAUCCACAACCAGCAGGCCCAAGACAAAGCCUCUACGUCCUUGCUGUCUAGCGGGACAAACGCUUACACCGAGACUACCAACCGCAUCCCCCUAACACCCUGCAGGGCUAACGAGACCAUGUGACCCUGACCUUGAUCCUUAAUCCUGAGAUGAGACCCCUCUAAUUGAGACCAGCCCCCUCGUCCACCCCAUCUCUCCAUCCCCUCUAUUAUGCCAUUCCUCCAGCCCAUGAACAAUAUGACUUCGACCUUAACUAUGGGACCUCGCUAAUUGAGACAAACCCUGUACUCUCUUCCCUCCAUUUCCUAUCCCCUCUAUUAUGCCAUUCCUCCAGAUCAUGAAUAAUGUGACUUCGACCUUAACUAUGGGACCUCCCUAAUUGAGACAAACCCUGUACCCUCUUCCCUCCUUCUCCUAUUCCAUGCCUCUAUCCGUCCCCUCCAUCCCCCCAUUCCACUGUCCCCCAACACCCCAUCCCACAGACCAAGUGACCUUGAAGUUUAGACACCCCCUUAAUUGAGACCAAACCCUCCACUCACCCCAUCCCCUCAUCCCACGAACCAUGUGACCUUCACCCUGAGACCCCAGAUCAACCCCCUUCACCCAUCCUCUUAUUGCCCCAUCUCUCUAUCCCUCCAUCCCACCAUCCAUCCCCCUAUCCCACGGUUGCCCUAAGCACUUAUGACCUCUGAACCACAGAGAACCACAGAGUGCAUUC
Molecule: messenger RNA, 2215 nt
Organism: Oncorhynchus gorbuscha (pink salmon)
Lineage: Eukaryota; Metazoa; Chordata; Actinopteri; Salmoniformes; Salmonidae
Product: probable G-protein coupled receptor 142
Biological process (GO): G protein-coupled receptor signaling pathway
Cellular component (GO): membrane
Molecular function (GO): G protein-coupled receptor activity
Source: RefSeq, a predicted model, not a curated record